AUGGAUUCAUCAAACGAACGAAGACUCUCUAAAAAAUACACAGUAUUUUUCCUCACAAAGGAAAGCACGGGACGCGACGGCAGCACCGUCAGUGACGUAAACGUUGUCAGUGGCGUCAACGUCAUUAAGGACGUAAGCGUUGUCAAGGGCGACGUGAAUGUCAGUGGCUUCAAAGUUCUGAGUGACGUCAACCUCGUCAGUGACGUCACUGAAGAAACUAAUGAAUUAGCAAAUAACGAACGAAAGUUGUGUGAUGUGCCGUCGGAUUUAGGUCCAAUUUCAGCGAAUACAUCAGAUAUAUCGCUAGAUGUCGUGGAGCAGACAUAUCCUGAGGUGAAGUUGGGAGGGCGGUACUCACCGCCCGACUGCUUGGCUAGGCACAGAGUUGCGAUCAUAGUACCCUACAGAGAUAGACUGAAGAACUUGGCAACAUUCUUGAAUCACAUGCAUCCGUUUCUGAUUAAACAACAACUAGAUUAUGGUAUAUUCAUCGUGGAACAAAAAGGUACACGAGAGUUCAACCGCGGCAAGCUCAUGAACGUAGGUUUCCUCGAGGCUGGUGGUUGGCAGUGCUACAUAUUCCACGACAUUGACUUGUUGCCACUCGACCAGCGAAACCUCUACUCUUGUCCGCACCCGCGGCACCCGAGGCUGUAUAACGCCGGUGCGUUGGAGGCAAAUGAGCUCAAAGCUACAAUGAAAGAGAAUUUUGGUGGAGUCACUGCCGUGACUGUGAAGCAAUUUGCCAAUGCUAACGGCUACUCCAAUGGUUAUUGGGGAUGGGGCGGCGAGGACAAUGACUUGUAUUACAGACUGUCAGGUUCGGGGUACACAGUCACCCAGUACAACUCAACUAUAGCUCGGUAUAGAGCGUUACAGCACAAACAAAAAUCACGGAACCCAAGAAGAUACCGACUACUUCUUCAAACGAUUUCGGCCCUCCAAUCCGACGGAUUGACCUCCUUGGAGUACAGACUUGUUUCCAAAACUCAUUAUAAACUCUACACACACAUAGUGGUCAACAUCGACCAUACCUACCAUGAAGUACAAGAGCUAUUUCAAGAGCAUAACAAUUUUAAACAUUUGAAGGAAGUGUUUGUUCUCCCUGCAAAACUAAGUCGUCUCCACGAAUCAACAACUGUUACCCAAGAUAAACGUAAACGUCGACCAGGAACUACAAGACCUAAUUCAUUCAAGAUUUCGAAUUAA
Molecule: messenger RNA, 1209 nt
Organism: Cydia amplana
Lineage: Eukaryota; Metazoa; Arthropoda; Insecta; Lepidoptera; Tortricidae
Product: beta-1,4-N-acetylgalactosaminyltransferase bre-4-like
Exons: 8
Coding region: 1-1209 (402 amino acids)
Biological process (GO): carbohydrate metabolic process
Cellular component (GO): Golgi apparatus
Molecular function (GO): galactosyltransferase activity
Source: RefSeq, a predicted model, not a curated record